Bipolaris sorokiniana ND90Pr is the source of this 2142-nucleotide messenger RNA. RefSeq lists its product as uncharacterized. Gene Ontology annotation, molecular function: protein binding; chromatin binding; transcription coactivator activity. The coding region runs from base 481 to 1647 and encodes 388 amino acids. The transcript has a single exon. Gene Ontology annotation, cellular component: SAGA-type complex; nucleus. Gene Ontology annotation, biological process: chromatin remodeling; regulation of transcription by RNA polymerase II. NCBI's taxonomy places the organism in Eukaryota, Fungi, Ascomycota, Dothideomycetes, Pleosporales, Pleosporaceae. The record is from RefSeq and is a predicted model, not a curated record.
GCCAUUCAUCAAGCAUUCCUCAUUCUCGUUGCUGCUGCUGCUGCUGCAUUGCUUCUGGCCACCCCAGUAGUCCACCUCCACGUCCGGCUCCGAUUCCAUAACUCCGCACUGCCACUCUGCCACGGCGCUGUACUUAAUUCCAUUCCUGUCCUGUCCUGUCCUGUCCUGCCCUGCCCUGUCCUGCGGUUUGACUAAUAAUCGCCUUGCCCGCCCCCAAUUGCAUAAGCCGCUGCUUCGGGCAAUUCUGCCGCCUUCCACGCUCAACCUUCGCUGCCUACUGCUUUCUGACGAUAUAACGGUGGCAACGCCUUAGGCUCGUCCCAGAGCCCACCCACAGUUGGCUCUGCCACUCUAUUUCCCCCCAAAACCAUUGUUGCUCCUCAGCCUGCUGCCCUCGCUCCCCCCCCCUUCAAAUACCGCUACCGCCGCCGGGGGCAUUCGCUUCUAGUCAAAGCACAAACCUUCUGACCACACUACGCAAUGGCAAACUCGCCUCAUAAGACACCCCCAACUGCCCGCCUCACCGUCUCUUCCCUCCUCUCCCCCCCAGAGAUGAAGCGAUCAGGGUCGUUUGGCUCGUCAAUUGCCUCUGCCUCUACUCAAUCGCCCGCAACCUCGUUCAAUUCAGUCCAAUUGAAGCCCAUGACAAACGCCUCCCUCAGCGCCUGCCAGGCAGCAACUCACCGCAUCGCCUACGUCUCCCCCCCAAUCUCGCCAUACGACUCCCACUCCCAAAAGGACACCAUGGACGUUGUCGCUGAACCCGGCACACGCGAUCCUCAGCUCUUCGUCGCCCAGGACGCUGCCCUCUCCGUCGCCGACAUACCGCUCUUCCCCCAGGACUCAGCUGCCUCUUCAGCAGAGUCAGCCUCGCAAGACGCCAUCACCCACCACAUGCAGUCGCACGACUACGCACGCCUGCACUCCAAGCCCUCACGCGCCGAUUACGAAUUGGCCGUUUCAUUCCGCUCAAACGUCUUUGCUUCGGCCACCAAGAAUCCCCGACACUGGUGGGCUCAGGAGCGUCGUUUCGACGACUACUACGGUCGCCCGACCGGUGUCCAAAAGCGCACCGCUCUCAAGAAGCUCGCUCCCGCACCAUCCGUUAGAGCCCGCCAGCCAAAGGUCGCUCUUCCCCGGAUACCUCCCCGUACUCCUCGCGCUCCAAAGGCCAAGCGCAGCCCCCUUGCACAGGUCUACGAGUCAUUUGACCCUGCACCCAAGCCCGCAUCUGUCUCGGUCUCUCCCAAGCCUGCGCGACCCGCCACGAACCGUGACGACUCCGACUACAAUGCCAUCCCAGACUACUCGCCACCUCUCGACACCCUGCCCAAGGGCAACUCCAAGAUUCUCAAGGCCGAGUGGAAGGGCCAGGCCCUCUCGCUUGCCGAUGAUCCCGAUCGCGACCUGCUGCACGAGGCUGAACUUAACCUUGCAGGCACCCUGCGCCUCAACUGUGCCACCUAUCUCACCAGCAAGCGUCGCAUCUUCCAGGCUCGCAUUGAAGCAUUGAGAAUUGGCAAGGAGUUCCGCAAGACCGACGCCCAGCAGGCCUGCAAAAUUGACGUCAACAAGGCCAGUAAACUGUGGCAGUCGUACGACCGCGUCGGCUGGUUUAACCCAGACUACUUCCGUCAAUAUCUUUAAGAGUCUUUACUACAAUUCUCGCCACACACACACACACACACACACACACACACACACACACAAAGUCACGGUACUUUUCUAUUAUUAUCCGCCUCCUUCGAUGGAGAGCUUUUUGUUUCCACGAUGCCCCAAUUUGCGCAUAGCAUCGUUAUGGCCCCAGCUGCAUGAGUCGGUUCUCCUUCCGAGUUGAUUGACGCGACAGUUGUCGCUCUCGGCAUGAUUUUACGAAUGGCGUUUUCCAUCCCUGUCUCUUUUCAAGGGUCUUUGUUUGUUGGCAUGGGUAGGCGUUUGGGACUGGCCGCCGUCCUCCCUUUGGCGUUUGUGUCCUUGCUCUUCCUUCCUGUUGUUGUGACUCGUCAUCUUCUUUGUCUACGGCAUGCGAUACCCCCCAGCUCACACGAAUUGAUACUCUACAGAUCUCUUCAGAGGCUCUUGACGCCGCACAUGCAGGCUUUCCUUUUUGGUAGUAUUAGACCAGAAUACAAUUACUUGUUA